Molecule: messenger RNA, 1839 nt
Organism: Humulus lupulus (European hop)
Lineage: Eukaryota; Viridiplantae; Streptophyta; Magnoliopsida; Rosales; Cannabaceae
Product: non-specific phospholipase C2
Exons: 4
Coding region: 95-1663 (522 amino acids)
Biological process (GO): phospholipid catabolic process
Molecular function (GO): hydrolase activity, acting on ester bonds
Source: RefSeq, a predicted model, not a curated record
UGCAUAUCAACAUUAUUUUGCUUAUAAAUGCCAAGUAUCAACCUAUCUCUCUCUCAUCAGCUAAACUCUCCCUCCUUCUCUCCUAUCCACUUCAAUGGCUGCCACCGCCAUCUUCUUCCUGUUACUUAUCACUCUCUCCCAAUCCCCGAUCCAAACGACAUGCAACCCCAUCAAAACAGUCGUCGUUUUAGUCAUGGAGAAUCGGUCUUUCGACCACAUGCUGGGCUGGAUGAAGCGGCUCAACCCCGAAAUCAACGGCGUAGAUGGAUCCGAGUCCAAUCCAGUAGUCCCAUCUGACCCGAACUCCAAACGGGUUUUCUUCCAGAACCAAUCCCACUACGUGGACCCGGAUCCAGGCCACUCAUUCCAAGCCAUACGACAGCAGAUAUUCGGCUCCGAUAACGACAGUUCCACCGACCCACCUCCAAUGAAUGGAUUCGCCCAACAAGCCUUCGCCAUGGACAACACCUCCGCUAUGGCUCAGGCCGUCAUGAAUGGCUUCGACCCGGACAUGGUUCCCGUCUAUAAAGCUCUAGUCUCUGAAUUCGCCGUCUUUGAUAGGUGGUUCGCGUCUGUGCCGUCAUCAACUCAGCCAAACCGGUUAUAUGUCCACUCGGGUACUUCCGCCGGAGCGACGAGCAACAUCCCGGCGUUGCUGGCCAAGGGCUACCCUCAACGAACCAUCUUCGAGAAUUUGGACGACGCCGGAAUAUCCUUUGGAAUUUACUACCAAAACAUCCCGGCCACACUUUUUUACCGUAACUUGAGAAAACUCAAGUACUGGGGCAAGUUCCACUCAUACGGCAGUUCGUUUAAAAGCGACGCCAGAAAAGGGAAGCUCCCGGGCUACACUGUGGUGGAGCAGCGGUACACAGAUACAAAGUCUUCCCCAGCCAAUGAUGACCACCCAUCCCAUGACGUGUACCAAGGUCAGAUGUUCGUGAAGGAGGUGUACGAGACUCUGAGGGCCAGUCCACAGUGGAACCAAACCCUAUUCAUCAUCACUUACGACGAGCAUGGUGGCUUCUUUGAUCACGUGCCCACGCCCGUGCGUGGGGUCCCUAGCCCUGACGACAUUGUGGGUCCCGAACCAUUUUUGUUUCGGUUUAAUCGGUUGGGAGUUAGAGUUCCUACGAUUAUGGUCUCGCCUUGGAUUGAGAAAGGAACCGUUGUUCAUGGGACAAACGGGUUGCCAUAUCCAACGUCAGAGUUUGAACACUCAUCCAUUCCGGCUACGGUUAAGAAGAUUUUCAACCUUCCCUCACCUUUCCUAACCAAGAGGGAUGAAUGGGCAGGAACGUUUGAAGGUAUUGUCGAAAAGAGGACAGAACCAAGAACUGACUGCCCAGAGAUACUGCCAACACCGGUGCAGAUAAGGAAGACUGGGGCUAAUGAAGAUGCGAAACUAAGCGAGUUUCAGCAGGAGCUGCUGCAGCUUGCCUCGGUUUUGAAUGGAGAUAACAUAUUGACAAGCUUCCCAGAAAAGAUUGGGAAGGAAAUGACUGUCAAGGAAGGGAAAGAGUACAUGGAAGAAGCUGUGAAACGUUUCUUUGAGGCAGGACGUUAUGCCAAGAGAAUGGGAGUUGAUGAAGAACAGAUCGUCCAGAUGAGGCCUUCCCUCACCACAAGAUCGUCUUCCAAUAUCCCUGAUGAGAAACCAUGAACUUAAAAAAAAUAUGUAGUAAUAAUAUUAUAUUUAUUUAUAAAAAAUGAAAAAAGAAUUCCCAUCCGAAAGGGAGGGAGGGAAAGUAGUAAGGAAGUAGUUUUGCAAAGUUGUCAAUUCAGUAUGUACGCACAAUAAAAAAUGAAUGAGAAGAAAUCUAAUGGAACAGUUUUUAA